AUGACGAAGCCCCCGAAGAGGAAAAAAGGAAAACCGCCUCCGUCGCAAACUUCGGGGGCGGAGGAGUCUACCGAUUCGGACUCUACGGAACGGGGCAGCAACUCCAAUGAAACACAGCCGGAUAAGUACACCCCUUACAGGGUCAUUGAUUAUAACAGGCGAUAUCCUGAGGACAGUGCAGCAGGCAGCAUCAAAUAUCUGAAGAAAGUCAACAAAUACAAAAUGGGAGUAGUGUUCGACAGACCGAAUAUGGCCAACGCCUUCUUAGAAAAUACCACUUUCUUAAGAGACCAAUGUUUAAAGGCCUCUAUUCCGGCAGGGAGUACCGAGCUCACUGGAGUUAUCACCGGUGUGCCCGCCGAAAUGAGCAACUAUCAAGUUACAAAUAAACAACUUAGGAGAUUGUGGAUGAACCUCAAGCAGCGGCAAAGGGAAGCACUGACAAAAGAACGUCAACAUGGGCUAGCUACUGGAGGAGGGCCUGCAACCAGUGAUGCAGUUGUAGACCCAGAUGUGUCUGAGGUGGCCCCUGCUCUAAUAGUUGGUAUCGAUGAUGCUGUUGACUCUGAUACAAUUCCAGUAACCGCUGACCUUGCCGUCCAAGAAGUAAAUAUGGACUUGCAGCCCGUCUCUUGUCUUCCCUCAACUUCUUCCCAAAUACCAUCCACCAGUGCAUUUUCUUCAUCACCAUUCCCAUGCGCUGUUGUUACACAAGCACCACUUGCCCUUGCCCCAACCCGGACAACAUUGACACCACCUCCACCUGGAGUAGGUCCACUACUGUCUCUCCCUACAACCACUCCACCACCAGCUCUCCCUACAACCACUCCACCACCACCUCUCCCUACAUCCACUCCACCACCACCACCUCUUACUGCUUCCACUCCACCACCACCUCUUCCUACAUCCACUCCACCACCACGUCUUCCUACCCCACCUCCACGUUUUCCUACUCCACCUCUUAUUAACCCAUCAAAUACAGCUACCCAAACUUUUCAAAGGCAUAAAAGUUCUAUUCUGGAUAAGGAAUAUAAAGACAGACAGAGACGGGCUAAUGAGAUUCAUGAGUUGGAGGUUUUAUUGUUAAGAGAAAGAAUAAGAGAAGCAAAGGCGAGAGCAGACCUCGCAGAACUUCAACUGCAGCAGCAGUGUUCGUCAGAUACUGCAACUGAUGCCUGAAGAGGGGAUGUGGCAUAAUAUAAUAAAUGGAAUAUUGUUAAUUUAUUAAAUAAAAGCAUAUAAG
Pectinophora gossypiella (pink bollworm) is the source of this 1243-nucleotide messenger RNA. Its product is annotated as formin-like protein 1. Lineage: Eukaryota; Metazoa; Arthropoda; Insecta; Lepidoptera; Gelechiidae. The record is from RefSeq and is a predicted model, not a curated record. Bases 1 to 1179 code for a protein of 392 amino acids. The transcript has 5 exons.